UAAAAUUAGAUCCUUUGAUCCGCUCAUCUACUAUCGCUACACAAGGAUCUAACAACUCUCCAUAAGAGGUCAUCUCAGAUUGAACUUUGUUGAGAAAAUAGCACCCAAUCAAAUUCUAAUCUCUUGACCAAUCAGAAUAUCGCAUCUAAACUACUGUUCGGGAGUGUGAAAAAAUGGCGGCACCUACAAUCGACAACAUUGUCGAAGAACUAUUACCGGAUUUUGGCGUGAACGCUCUGAAACCGGAACAGAAGGAAAUAAUUAGCAAUAUUACAAAGAAGAAAGAUUGCAUUGCUGUCUUGCCAACUGGGUUUGGAAAGUCGUUGCCAUUCCAGGUUUACGCUGCAGCUCAGAAACGAACUAGUCGUGAGGCUGGACAUGUACUCGUAUGUUCGCCAUUGAUAGGCCUGAUGAAGGACCAGACCAAAAAGCUGUCUCGUAUCAGUUACUUAAGCGUUGGCUACAAAGGUAAUACUCAUGAUACGACUAAAUGUAUAGUUUCAGCUUCGAAAGCUUCUUCCAUGUCGCAGUACCGUUUCGAUCAACUUCUUUUAUUAGAAAUGAAAACCCGCACAGACAACAAAUAUUACAUAAACUAUAUAUCCUGCGUGGUGUGGACGGCGAGGCUGGUAUGGCCGCAGCCAUUUUACUUGUUUAUAUAUACGUUCGGAAGACGUCGUUUCCGAGAAUAUACAAUCGCACCGACGAUUCUCAAGCCGAUCGCUGAUUGGUCAAUGCAAAAGUUCAAUCUGAGAUGACCUCUUAUGGAGAGUUGUUAGAUCCUUGUGUAGCGAUAGUAGAUGAGCGGAUCAAAGGAUCUAAUUU
Ostrea edulis (European flat oyster) is the source of this 825-nucleotide messenger RNA. RefSeq lists its product as uncharacterized. Bases 174 to 758 code for a protein of 194 amino acids. The record is from RefSeq and is a predicted model, not a curated record. Gene Ontology annotation, molecular function: 3'-5' DNA helicase activity; nucleic acid binding; four-way junction helicase activity. Gene Ontology annotation, biological process: double-strand break repair via homologous recombination. The transcript has a single exon. NCBI's taxonomy places the organism in Eukaryota, Metazoa, Mollusca, Bivalvia, Ostreida, Ostreidae. Gene Ontology annotation, cellular component: cytoplasm; nucleus; chromosome.